Lates calcarifer (barramundi perch) is the source of this 6918-nucleotide messenger RNA. It is a transcript of the gene ptpra, whose product is annotated as protein tyrosine phosphatase receptor type A. Lineage: Eukaryota; Metazoa; Chordata; Actinopteri; Centropomidae. Gene Ontology annotation, biological process: protein dephosphorylation. The record is from RefSeq and is a predicted model, not a curated record. Gene Ontology annotation, molecular function: protein tyrosine phosphatase activity.
CGCAGCUGCAGUGACUGUGUGGCACAGUCCGAACCGUGUGAUAUUCAGCUCUGCCAGCAGGUGUCGCUGCGGGCUAUGCAGAAACGGAGUGGAGAAGAGACGGGGCCUGGCCUGGGAAUUUGCUGCUCGCUUCCCAUUCUUCCUAUGCAGACAGACACACAACAUGGCGGACUAGAAUAGUCGGCCGACGCGCCCGGAUACAGCGGAUAAACCGUGGGAUUUAACAUCCAGGAAGGCCAACAAAGUACUCUCUGAGGGGACGGUACGUUAGGGCGAAUUGAGGACUUUUUCAGGAGGGGGUUGCUUUUCCUUGACUGGAUUUAGCAGACAAACUGACCGCGAAGUGUUGACUUGUGUGUCCCAGAUCGUGCUUCCCUCCUCUGCUAUCACCCAGGUCCCCCCACCCCGCUCACACUCUCGGUUCCUGGGGUGUGGAGACAGGGGCCGGGGUUGAAAAACGUGGAAGCGAAAGAGAGGAUAAAUUCCCGCUUGGCUUUGAUUUUUUCCCUCCCUCCUCCAUCCCUCCUCGGGUUUCCUUUGGGUGCUACAGGAGUUGUGGACCACGCUGUGCGAAUGAGUGAUUGAUGCCAACUUCGCUUCUUCAGGGCAGAAUGGGUGCGUGUCCCCUGCUCCUGCUGCUUGGUCUAGUCCUCGGGGCCUCCGCCCAGGAUUAUGUCCCCAUCACAAGUCCUCCAAAUAUCACUGCCAAACCCACAGAUCCCCCCGCAGCACCCUCCCUCGACAUUACAGUCGCACCCACACCAGCCCCCCCGGGCCCACCCACGAAGCUCGCCCCUGCGGUCAUCCCGCUGACGACAAUAACAACAACAACAACAACAACCACAACCACAAGCCCGGCUGGUAAGGAGGACGUACAACCUGCGGGUCCCAAUGCCACUGCAAGACUGUCACCAGUCCCUCCCCCACCUCCAGCUCCAACUGAUGCCCCUCAGGCACCACCGAGCACCGAGCCUCAACCUCCUCCCACACCGGCGAGGGGAGACAACGGGACCACAUCCCCAACUCCAGAAACCCCAACUACAGAGGUUUAUACUGAUGAGGAUAUAGUCACCGAGGACACGGAGACCACCACAGAACCUGGAAUGGAGUUAACGUCAGACCCCGACCUACAGGACAACGACCAAUCUGACGACAUGCCAAUCAUAGCCGUGAUGGUGGCCCUGUCCUCCCUGCUGGUCAUCAUCUUCAUCAUCAUCAUCCUCUACAUGCUCAGGUUUAAGAAGUACAAGCAGGCAGGAAGCCACUCAAACUCCUUCAGACUGACUAAUGGCAGGUCGGAUGAUACAGAACUCCAGAGCGUCCCGCUAUUGGCUCGCUCACCCAGCACAAACAGGAAGUACCCGCCCCUUCCUGUCGACAAGCUAGAGGAAGAAAUGAACCGUCGCAUGGCUGAUGACAACAAACUCUUCAGGGAGGAGUUUAAUGCACUGCCAGUCUGCCCCAUACAGGCAUCAUGUGACGCUGCUUCCAAGGAAGAGAAUAAAGAAAAGAACAGAUAUGUCAACAUCCUGCCAUAUGAUCACUCCAGAGUCCAUCUUUCAUCUCUGGAGGGAGUCCCUGACUCUGACUUCAUCAACGCCUCCUUUAUAAAUGGUUAUCAAGAGAAGAAUAAGUUUAUUGCAGCUCAAGGGCCAAAGGAGGAAACAGUAAAUGACUUCUGGCGAAUGAUCUGGGAGCAGAACACAGCUACCAUUGUCAUGGUGACCAAUUUGAAGGAGAGAAAAGAGUGCAAGUGUGCCCAGUACUGGCCGGACCAGGGCUGUUGGACAUAUGGAAACAUCCGCGUAUCUGUAGAAGACACAAUGGUUCUGGUGGACUACACCAUCCGCAAGUUCUGCAUCCAACAGGUGGGAGAUGUGUCUGGGAAGAAGCCCCAGAGGCUUGUCACCCAGUUUCACUUCACCAGCUGGCCAGACUUUGGGGUUCCCUUUACCCCCAUUGGCAUGCUUAAGUUCCUCAAAAAAGUCAAGACCUGCAACCCUCAGUACGCCGGCCCCAUUGUGGUCCACUGUAGUGCGGGUGUAGGAAGAACAGGUACCUUCAUUGUGAUUGACGCCAUGUUGGACAUGAUGAUCGCAGAGAGGAAGGUCGACGUGUUUGGCUUCGUCACCAGGAUCAGAGCCCAGCGCUGUCAGAUGGUCCAGACUGAUAUGCAGUAUGUGUUCAUCUUCCAGGCGUUGUUAGAGCACUACCUGUACGGAGACACAGAGCUGGAGGUGACCUCUCUGGAGUCCCACCUGGCCAAACUCUACACCCCCUCACCUGGCGCUGGCAGUGGUCUGGAGGCUGAAUUCAAGAAACUUACAUCCAUCAAGAUCCAGAAUGACAAGAUGAGAACAGGAAACCUGCCAGCCAACAUGAAAAAGAACAGAGUCCUACAGAUCAUUCCAUAUGAGUUCAACAGAGUGAUCAUUCCAGUCAAACGCGGAGAGGAGAACACCGACUACGUCAACGCCUCUUUCAUUGAUGGCUACCGUCAGAAGGACUCGUACAUGGCGAGCCAGGGCCCCCUGCAGCACACCAUCGAGGACUUCUGGAGGAUGAUCUGGGAGUGGAGAAGCUGCUCCAUAGUCAUGCUCACUGAGCUCGAGGAGAGAGGGCAGGAAAAGUGUGCUCAGUAUUGGCCCAGUGAUGGAUCGGUGGCCUAUGGGGACAUCACCAUCGAGCUUAAAAGGGAGGAGGAGAGUGAGAGCUACACGGUGCGUGACCUCCUGGUCACCAACAACAGGGAGAACAAGGCUCGAGCGGUGCGUCAGUUCCAUUUCCAUGGCUGGCCAGAGGUGGGGAUCCCCACUGAUGGAAAGGGCAUGAUCAAUAUAAUUGCUGCGGUACAGAAACAACAGCAGCAGUCUGGCAACCAUCCCAUCACUGUGCACUGCAGUGCUGGCGCUGGCCGGACAGGGACUUUCUGUGCGUUGAGUACAGUCCUGGAGAGGGUGAAGGCAGAGGGCAUCCUGGAUGUCUUUCAGACAGUCAAGAGCCUCAGACUGCAGAGACCCCACAUGGUGCAGACACUGGAGCAAUACGAGUUCUGCUACAAAGUGGUCCAGGAGUAUAUCGAUGCCUUUUCUGACUACGCCAACUUCAAGUAGGGACCUGCCAUGGAUGGAUGAAUGGAUGAAAUGUCCGCAUACACUUUAUACAAGCACGCACCACACACACACAUACAUUACCAUGCAGAAAGCUGCAUAUUCCCAUCUGAUGGAUUUUUUUAUUUUUAUUUUUAAAAAAAAAAGACUCAUCACAACUUGAUCUGUGGAUGGGAUGAACUGCCCCGGAGGAAAAGGGAACAGAUGUCUCGGCCCAGAGGACAGGGCAGUGCAGUCGGACAGAGAAAAUAACUGAGAUGCCUUCUUGAAUAUUUUGUAAUAUUGGUCUUGUUAAUACAGCCCUUCACCCCUAUUUCCUUACCAUCUUUACCCCCAUAUGUAUAUAUACUUACUGUGUUGCAUCUUAUUACUUUGGUUUCAAACACAGUUUUGAGUUUGGCUGCAUUUUCGGGUGGCACCUGUAAUGUAUUUUAUUGGUAUAUAUAUAAAUAUAUAAAUAUAUAUGAAUAUAAAUCUAAUGCUUUGGAGGCUAAUGUAAAAAAAUCCAGAAUCAAGGUAAUGAUGUUUGGAUUUUUUUUUCUUUUUACUUUAUAGGGACAGAGACUUAACACAUUUUUGGCGUUGCCUGAGCCUUGCUGUAGCGACAUGUGUGCGGUAGCAGAACCCAGGACUUUCUACAUUUACAGAAAAAACCUGGAUUGUUUUCACUCCCAGACACUCGCACACAUCCACACACACAGUCAGAGCCAUUUUUCUUCACACAUAAUUUGGUGCAUCUCCUCAGUGGGGAAAAAAAACCAAACAUUUCAAGCCACUUUCAAGCGAUAACAAUUGGAGAUCAGAAUCUCUGUGACGUAGCUCAAAGUCUCAGGUUGACACACACACACACAUUAACAUACACACUUAGUACGCAUUCGCUUUUCUUUUUUUAUUUUUUGGUUUUUAAGCAUCUGUAUGUGUGUGUGUUUGUUUGAGCUGGAGCAUAAGCUGGCAGAGAAGACACAGUGUGUUUCAUUACUGUCUACUAUCUGCUGAGUGCCAAAGUCCUUCACUCACUUGGUUGUGCAGCUCUGGAGUCUGACAGACUCUACCAACCAUGCUUAGACAUUCAGUACGAGAAAGCUAUUUUUCUGUCCAAGGAUCAGCAACGAAUAGGAAUUUGGGAAAGUAGAAAAUAUAAAUUGUUAUUUGCCCCAUACAGUUAAGAAACAAAUGGAGAAUUGGUCACGCUUAUAAAUGGUUUUGAUUUUUAUUUUAAGGUCUGUUACAAUAUCAGCAGCAAUGUUGAUCGUGUUGACAAGCCAAAUUUCAAACAACACAGUCACAAGUAACUCCAUUAUUGCAUCAUAGAAAUCAACAAAUAUUAUACACCCAGCAUAUUUCCUUUUCUUGUUUACAGACACAUGUCAGUAUUUCUUGUAGAUUGUAUUGAUAUAUUUCUUUCCUGUAUGGGCUUCCUGUGAGUCUGCCUGAAUUAACUGUCAUUUCAUAUUUUAUUUUAUUUUAUAUAUAUAUAUAUAUAUAUAUAUAUAUAUAUAUAUAUAUCAGCCUCACAUCACUACGCUGUACUGUCACUGUUCGAAAGAAUGAUUCCCUUCUAUCUCCCACCACAAACACUGAUGUCAAAGAAUGUUUCCUUUUAUUCAAAUGCUGUUGCUGACAUAUUCCUCAAAGAUGGAUUCAUUGUUACUUUUAAUAGUGGAGGUGUGCCAUGCCAUGUUUGAUUUUUUUUUUUUUUUUUUAAGUUGAGGUCACUAUUGAGGCUAUGCCCUUGAUGAUUGUAAUGAAAGAUGAAUGAUGUCAGUUAAACACGGGGCCUCAGGUCACUCCUAAUUUCAACUCGGCCACCUCAGGAAAUGACUGAUGCCAGGAUUGUUUGAAUUUACAAAUUGAACAAAUUGAACUUGAGUUCACCUCCAAAGCUGUCUCAUGUUCAAAUGGUUUUAACUCUCGCCAGAGGGAGUAUUCAAAUAUCAUGCCUCACCCAGAUUUUAACGCCAUGACAUUAAAAAUUAUAUUUCUUUUAGGAGUUUUAAAGCAAUUUUAAUCUUUUUUUUUAUGUAACAGAACAGAUUUUAACAGAAAAUAGCCCCAUACUUACAUAAUUUACACCACACAAAGCAUUGAAAUUACACUAACACUCCCAUUACUUUUGUUAUAGGAAGGAGCACAAUCAAAUUUAAUUUAUUAUUAUAAAGUACAUGCAGAAUUUUCAGGAAGGGUGGUUGUGUCGAUGUCGGUUGUUUGGACACUCAUGCACUAUUUUGCACCAAAAGCAAAGCCCUUAAAUGUACAGAACCAAAUGAGAGAUGAGGUCAGAAAGAUGAUUUGGCCUUGAUAUUGGAAUAUAUUUGAAUUCUUGAAGCUCUUUCAGGUCUCAAAGCCCCAGGUUAGGCCUUCUGUAAGCCCCCCACCUGCUUGCAGGGACUUUUCAGUAGCAGAUAUUACUUUAAUUGACCAGUCACUGAAAUUUGUUGGCUGUUUGUGCUUCAUUGUUAUCAUUUCAGGUCUUGUUUCAUUCCAAAGCAUCACAAGUGCCCGCACUAUUGAUUAGGUGCCAUUUUGUUCAUCGUGUAUUUAGUUUGUCACUUAUUGGGUAUUUAAUUAACAGAGGAGGGGAUUUUUUUUUUUUUUUUUUUUAAGCUAUGCUGUCUGUGCUUAAAUUACAUGGGUUCAUUGUGUAUUUGGAUCAUGUGAUCACUGUCUGCAAUUUGACUACAAAGACAUGACACUGUGCCAACCCUUGAGACCCACUAUUUUUGCGAUUAUAGUGAACUGAAAAAAGUGCCUCACUAAUUAACAAAUACAUUUUGUCCACUUUACCCAUAAUAUGUGGUGGAACCAUCGCCAUCCUCAAAGCUGUCCUUUGGAUUUUCCCUAACUGGCAUGUACUUCCCAAACAUCACCUGCAGACCAAUCACAAACCUCUUUGUUUGAUGAAUCAACAGGGCCAAAACCAAGACUGGGUCAGUAAUUUUUCCUUUCACAUUCCCUCAAGUUGUGUAUACAUAGAUUUCUCGUUCACGCAGAUCAAACUAAGAUUGAGGGCACUUCUUAAUUAAAUUCCAUCUUGAUUUAAAGGCUUCAUCUCAUUCCAUAUCACUUGAAUGUGGGAUCCAUGACAAGUAAUCAAUUGUGGGUACCCCAGUGUUGAAUUAAAAUUCAGAAAGUUUUCACCACAACAAAUAUAAUUGCAUCUUUUACACAUCAUCGCCAAGGGACAUCAGCAUUCUCUGAUUCACAUCCCUUUAUCCCUGGAGCAUUGCCCCAGUGGAGCAUAUUGAAUGCCCUGGAGAAUGAAUAUAUGUCUCCAUUACCAGAGAGGGAGACCAGAGGAAGACAAGACUCCAACUUCCCUCUUCUCCUUUCCACCUUUAUGUUUCCUUUAUGUCUCCUAUCCACCUCCCUUCACUGCUUUCCCCUUCUCGCUUCCUUUCCCUCUUUCACUUUGUCCUUGGACCAUUCUUUCCCAGUGGUCACUGCCCACUCCCUUUUGUACAUAAUGUAAGGUUAUUUAUAUUUCAUUCCUGUCUGCUGCCUUGCUUAUUUUAUUUUCUGCUCCCCCUUCUUCUUUUUUUUUCCUAAAGAUGUAUAUUGAACUGUAUUGGGACCAUUUUGAAAUGUAUUAGAGAUGUUUUGUUUUGGCCAUUUUUAAUUUGGUAUAAUUGUCUUAAGCAAAUCCUAUUUUUUAAUUUGCCUAUGUUUGUUUCUAGUGUUUUGUUAUUCAACAUUUGAAUAUAUGUAUAUAUAAUUAUAUAUAUGAUAAAAUUAUAUAUAAUUAUAUAAUGCCAAAUGGCCUUUCUAAGCAAGAUACUGUUCAAACCUAAUAAAGUGCUUGAGAUUUUAA